AUGUAUCAAAGGAGGGGUGGGACCUAUCCGACUUUUGAGGUGGUUCUGUAUACAUACGAGGUGAUGAGGGAGCUUUUGGCUGAGCGGAGUGUAGGUGAGGAUGUUGUUGGUUUGGGGGAUUGGGGGAGAGAGGAUGAUGAAGAGGAAGAGGAAGAGGGGCUGAGGGGGAUGAAGAGGGAACAAAGAGAAGAAAAAGGCCAACUCUUCAACUUCACCUGAAUCUACGAACUCGUUGUUGUGGCUUUGGUGUACAGAAGGUAUGAGUUU
Molecule: messenger RNA, 267 nt
Organism: Neurospora tetrasperma FGSC 2508
Lineage: Eukaryota; Fungi; Ascomycota; Sordariomycetes; Sordariales; Sordariaceae
Exons: 2
Coding region: 1-219 (72 amino acids)
Source: RefSeq, a predicted model, not a curated record